Molecule: messenger RNA, 1858 nt
Organism: Thrips palmi
Lineage: Eukaryota; Metazoa; Arthropoda; Insecta; Thysanoptera; Thripidae
Product: lipase member K-like
Exons: 10
Coding region: 101-1534 (477 amino acids)
Biological process (GO): lipid metabolic process
Source: RefSeq, a predicted model, not a curated record
GUUGUCAGUGGUGGCCGAACGGCUCAGGUGUGGGCCAGUGCUAGUUGCAGUGUCCGUGUGGAACAACCAGUCCAACUGGUGGUCUUUUUCGAGGCCGAGAAUGGCCACCGUCAAGACAUGGGCCAUGAUACCCUUGGCCUUGCUGCUAGUAGUCUGGACGCUUCCCACUGCAGUCAGCCAGUCCCAGGCAGGCCCUUUCGAUCCACUGAUUGAAGGCCUCGUGGGCCCAGUGGCCGAAGGUGCCGCCGGCCUACUGCCCAUCCCCUUCGCGUUGAUCGCCAAGGUGUCCCCUUACACGUCGACGCUCAACCCGCUCCUGCAGUCAGCGCUGCUACAGAACAACUUCACGCAGUUUUCCUCGGACAUAGUGACGAACCUGUCGGCCCUGUUUGGUGUCCUGGCUGAGGCAAAGCUGCCAGUGCCCCCAUUCCUCCGACCGAACAUUGAGGCGGAGAAGAUGGGCUUUGUCGGGGAGGCCUACAACGUGACAACUGCCGACGGCUACAUUCUUGGAGUCUUUCGGAUUCGAAGCGGGCAGUGCAGCUCCUAUCGCGCCGUGGUGGUUAUUCCGCCAGGCCUCCUGUCCAAUGCGGCUACCUUCAUCUACGUUAAAGAAAACAGUCUAGCGUACCGGCUGGCUCGACGAUGCUUCGACGUCUGGCUGUUCACUUUCCGAGGAUAUUUGUUCGGGCGCGGCCACACUCACCUGCGCGACACGAGCUCAGAAUUCUGGGACUUUUAUCCCUACCACUGGGGCGCAUUCGACCUGCCGGCCCAGCUGGAGUUCGUCUCCAACAAGACGGGCAGCACCAGGAUGCGGUUAAUGGGAGUGGACCAGACCGCCACCGCCCUGCUCUUCAUGAACCACGUGCACGGCCAGCGCUACCAGCGACUCUUGGCCAGCUGCUACAUCUACGCUCCUUUCGGCUACCUCGGUCGUCUGCGAUCCCCACUAUUUACCGCCAUGGCCCUCGGACGAGACUUUCUCACGGCGGCGGGAGCAGUGGCGCUGCACAACGAACUGGCCUUCAUGAACCCUGUGGUGCACCCAGUAAUAUACAACCUCUGCGGUCGCAUCUCACCGAUCACAUGCGACUACUUGCUGCAACUACUUGCGGGAAAAACGGACCAGCUGGAUUCCGCAGUCUUUCCGUAUGCAUUUGCGAACUUAAUCGACAGCAUAUCAAUACGAGCCAUGACGUAUUAUCUGCAACAAGUGGGCAAAAUUAAGUACAUGGCCUUUUUCGACUAUGGCUUCAUUGAGAAUAUGAAGCGAUACAAUCGGAGCACCCCAGAAAAUGUCAACCUCGAGGCCACCACUGUGCCAUGCUCCUUCUACGCUUUGGGCCAAGCCACAGAUUCUGUACAAGAGGACAACCUCGACACGUGGCACGCCCUCGCCAAGUCUGCGCAGUCGACUUUUGAGGUGCUGGCCAAGUACAACGGCAUCGGCCCGUUCGUCCCAGUCGACACGGAGAGCAUCUACGGCCCCGCCAUCCGGCAGCUCGAAACAGACCUCACACGUCUCCCGUAACGAUCGGGGCACCUAGUACAUCCUGUAAUUGAGUGGUCAUCUGACAUAACAACGUAUGCUCACAGGGGAAGCCCAUAGUAGAUACGCUGUUAUGUCCGACAGCCACAGAAUUGAAAAGUGGAGUUUGUUGCGACGAACCGCCACGAAUUCACUCUGAAUGUCUUUGAACGUGACCAGAUAUAAUGCGUUUCUAGCAACACAAAGAACAAGAACCAAUGCCAUGUAAGACAACCUCACACGAUAAUGAGGCAGGCCGUUGUAUGAUCAAAACGAACCCGUAGAAAAUCCUGUACUUACUGGCUUUAAAUUAACGGCCUAUGCUAC